UAACGAAAAGCAAAAUGCAGAGUUUUUCUGCUGCGUAACGCACGGUCGACAAAAAGGGGGCGCUUCCUUUCCACCGCACUAGAGGAAGGCAGGCCGCCCGCUGCUUGCUCUUCUCGGGGAGAGGAGAGGAGAGGGUUGUGCAUCAAACAACGGGGAGAGGAGGGGGCGCUUCUCACUUCUCGGAUCUGCUGCGCUCGCUGCUCAGAUCGCACGCCGGAAGCAGCGAGUUGAGGGGAAGAGGGCACUGAUCAUAGCUAUAAUUUAUUUGAGCCUCAAGCUGUAAUAAGGCUCCAAUGGCUGCAUCUGAGGAGAACAGCUCUUUGUUCUCGAUCUUUAUACUCACAAUCAUGGCAAUACCUAUAGUGCCUUAUACAAUCCUCAGGCUGUGUCGUGCUUGUACUAAGAAAACAAAGAGUAUUCAUUGCCAGUGCAACGUAUGUUCCCAUUCAGGGAAGUACCAAAAAUCCAUUUUCAAACGUAUAUCAAACUUUUCAACUUGUAGCAAUCUGACACUUUUGCUGCUUUGGGUUGUCAUGGGGAUCCUAGUUUAUUACAUCAAACAUAUAAGCCGCGAGAUUCAACCAUUUGAACCAUUUAGCAUUCUGGGAUUAGAGCCUGGAGCUUUAGAUUCAGAGAUAAAGAAAGCAUACCGAAGGUUGUCAAUUCUGUAUCAUCCAGAUAAAAAUCCUGAUCCAGAGGCCCAUAAAUAUUUUGUGGAUUUCAUAUCCAAGGCAUACCAAGCAUUGACCGAUCCUCUUUCUCGUGAAAAUUUUGAGAAAUAUGGUCACCCAGAUGGAAGACAGGGGCUUCAAAUGGGGAUUGCUCUACCUCAGUUCUUACUUAAUUUUGAUGGGGCAUCUGGUGGUGUACUAUUGCUUAGCAUUGUUGGAGUUUGUAUAUUGUUGCCUUUAUUAAUAGCAGUUAUAUAUCUCUCAAGGUCAUCAAAAUAUACUGGAAAUUAUGUUAUGCAUCAAACUUUGUCCACAUACUACUAUUUCAUGAAACCUUCUUUGGCUCCAAGCAAGGUUAUGGAUGUCUUCAUCAAAGCCGCUGAGUAUUUGGAAAUUCCAGUUCGCAGAAGUGAUGAUGAACCCCUUCAGAAACUGUUUCUUGCUGUUAGAAGUGAAUUGAAUCUUGACCUUAAAAACAUCAAGACUGAGCAAGCAAAGUUUUGGAAGCAACAUCCAUCCCUGGUUAAGAUGGAAUUACUGAUACAAGCUCACUUGACUCGUGAAUCAACCAUGCUAUCUUCGUCACUACUGAAUGAUUACAGACGAAUGCUAGAACUUGCACCUCGUCUCCUUGAAGAGCUGGUGAAGAUUGCUGUAAUGCCACGUAGCCCUCAUGGACAUGGAUGGCUGAGGCCAGCGACUGGAAUUGUUGAGCUUUCUCAAUGUAUCAUCCAGGCUGUGCCUCUAAGCGCAAGGAAAGCAACUGGGGGCUACCCUGAAGGCCUUGCACCAUUUUUGCAACUUCCAUAUUUUAGUGAAUCUACUGUCAAAAAAAUUGCCCGAAAGAAAGUGCGGACAUUCCAAGAACUACAAGACAUGACUAUUAAUGAUCGCGUGGAGUUGCUGACUCAGAUUGCUGGACUUUCUGAUAUUGAAGCACGCGAUGUUGAGUAUGUGCUUGAAAUGAUUCCAUCAAUUGAAGUGGACAUUACUUGUGAGACUGAAGGGGAAGAAGGCAUACAAGAGGGAGACAUUGUUACAAUGUAUGCUUGGGUAACUCUUAAGCGUGCUAAUGGCCUGAUAGGUGCCCUUCCGCAUGCUCCCUAUUACCCAUUUCACAAGGAGGAGAACUUUUGGUUGUUGCUCGCUGAUCCAGUUGGAAACGAUGUUUGGAUAUCACAGAAGGUGAGCUUCAUGGAUGAGGCUGCUGCUAUUGCCGGGGCAUCAAAAGCAAUUCAAGAAACAAGAGAGAGUCUUGGUGCGAGUGUGAAGGAAAUCAAUGCUGCAGUGAAAGAAGCUGUUGUGAAGGUCAAGAGUGGGUCUAGACUUGUGAUGGGCAAAUUUCAGGCCCCUCCUGAAGGAAGCUACAAUCUGACCUGUUUCUGUUUGUCUGAUACAUGGCUGGGAUGUGAUAGAAAGACUAGUAUAAAAUUGAAAAUCCUGAAGCGAAAUCGAGCAGGUACACGGGGCCACAUUGUGGAGGAAGGACCAACAGCAGAUGAAGGGAUUGAAGAAGAGGAAGAAGAGGAGGAAGAAGAGUACGACGAUUAUGAGAGUGAGUACAGUGAUGACUUGGAUGAUGAGAAAGAUAAGAAAGGAAAGAAGGCAAAUGGUGCCGCCAAUAAGAAAGAAGAGUCGAGCACUGAAGCUUCAGGCAGUGAUGAUGAAUGAAGAAAUGAUAUCCUACCCAGUUCUUUCCUCGCCUAUUUGAUUUAAUUGGGUGUUCUUCCAAAGUUGAACAAUUCUCCGCCUGAAUUUUUCUAACAUCAAUGCUCUGCGUUCACUUUUCAUACUCAUUUUGAAUAAUAAUCAUGCUGUUAAUUAUUCGCCCUAGCACUCAAAAAGCCGUGGAAGCCCAUGUUAAACUGCACCACAAGGCAAUUGAAUCAAGCCAGCAAAUUACCAAAUGCCAAUGCUUCUGGACAAUUUUGAUCUUCACAGGUAUGGCAGUAGUGAUUAUGUAUGAAGUGAUCAUUAUGAAUUAUAAAACGCUAAUUAAGGUACGGCAGUGUUAGUUUCCAUAUGCAUGCAAAUGAGAGAGACCUUAAACCGGGUUGAAUCGAACACUAAUAUGGCAGAAAACACAACUGCUCCAGAAUGACUUUUAUAUAAAAUAUUUUUCUAGCCUAUCUA
This is a messenger RNA of Zingiber officinale, 2804 nucleotides long. Its product is annotated as dnaJ protein ERDJ2-like. NCBI's taxonomy places the organism in Eukaryota, Viridiplantae, Streptophyta, Magnoliopsida, Zingiberales, Zingiberaceae. The transcript has 11 exons. The record is from RefSeq and is a predicted model, not a curated record. Gene Ontology annotation, cellular component: Sec62/Sec63 complex. The coding region runs from base 294 to 2342 and encodes 682 amino acids. Gene Ontology annotation, molecular function: RNA binding; transmembrane protein transporter activity. Gene Ontology annotation, biological process: SRP-dependent cotranslational protein targeting to membrane; post-translational protein targeting to endoplasmic reticulum membrane.